CUCUGCGUCCUGAAGUCCUCGGCUCCGCUCACACGCUCCGGGUCUCUCGCAGGCUCCGUGUCGUCUCACCUGAGACAGGCUUCGGUGCGGAUCAUCGAUCAGACCGCCUGCUCACUACCCUACGUGUACGGCUCGCAGCUCACUCCCAGAAUGCUUUGCGUCGGAGUUAUGGAGGGAGGAGUGGACUCCUGUCAGGGGGACAGCGGGGGUCCUCUGGUGUGCCGGACCGAGGCGGGUGACUGGCGUUUGGCCGGUGUGGUCAGUUGGGGUGAAGGAUGUGGACGGGUCAAUAAACCCGGUGUUUACAGUAAAAUCACUUCUCUGCUAAACUGGAUGGAUCUGUACAUCAACGAAGCAAACGGAGAGUCCUUCUCGACGGCCGCCACGCAGAACAAUCCCUUCUGAAGACAGCAGCGUCGCGAGUCAUUACUGUUAGACCGAUUGUAGCAGGCUUUACUGUCGUGACCGAGUGCAUAUCAUGUGUGACGAAGGCUGCAAUAAAAGACGACUGGGCCGGUGUGACUGGAGUCACGUACGCUCAGAGAAGGGUGUGUUUGAUGAAGGAAUGUGGUUUGUUCAGCUGCACAGUCACCGGUCAGCGUCGCAUCCAAUGCGUAACAUGCUCAUGAAUAUUAAUGAGCGCGUGCUGUUGUUGCUAGGCGACCCACCGGGAGCGUCCCGUCCUGUCUCGUAAUGGGACACUAAUUCAAAAUUCAGCAUUUAUAUCUAUCCUAAAUCAUGCUUUGCGAUGAUAUCCUGCUUUUCAGUUUUACAUCGCAGUUACGUCUCGCAAUUAUGUGUUUAAGUCACAAUUAGAUGAGUUUGCAGUAUCUUGCAGGGCUGAAGCUUACUGGGCUAAAUAUUUGGAAUAUAAAAUGUAGGAUUUUUAUCUCACAAUUAAGUCUUUUUUUCUCAGAAUUGCGGAUUUCUGCGUUUUUAAUCCAUUCUGAUAAAUGCAAAUAAUAUUAAAUAAAUCAAUAUUUAUUAAUAAAUUAAUAAACCAAUAUUUAUUAAUAUUUUUAUUAAUUAAUUUUUAUUUUUUUUUACAAUAUUUAUUGCUUUGAUGUAUUGCUCGUGUUGGAAACAAGCUCCCACGGUUCUGUGAAUAGCAUUAAUUCUCACACAAUAUAUUUGUUUACGUUCCUCGACAAAGAUGUUGCUGUAUUUAUAAAUCUUAAUGAGUGGAAAAUAAUUUAACACGCUACAGGUUUCCGACUACGAAAUGUUAUCCUAACGUUAGCACAUGGUUCCUUUUUGGUUAUCCUUUGAGAAUCAGUUAAUGACUCUUUAGGGAUAUUCCACCUGAAUAUAUAAUCCGUGCCAUCAUUUACACAAAGGAAGACAUUUUGAGGGAAUGCUGGUCAGGAAACCGUUGAUGUACUUCAAUGUAAGUCAAAAGGAUUUUUCUAAAUGUUUUAUUUAUUUAGAUU
Messenger RNA from Puntigrus tetrazona (Sumatra barb), 1430 nucleotides. RefSeq names its product tryptase-2-like. Gene Ontology annotation, molecular function: serine-type endopeptidase activity. The transcript has 3 exons. The record is from RefSeq and is a predicted model, not a curated record. The coding region runs from base 151 to 405 and encodes 84 amino acids. Gene Ontology annotation, biological process: proteolysis. Lineage: Eukaryota; Metazoa; Chordata; Actinopteri; Cypriniformes; Cyprinidae.